This is a messenger RNA of Ruditapes philippinarum (Manila clam), 2736 nucleotides long. RefSeq names its product serine-aspartate repeat-containing protein F-like. The record is from RefSeq and is a predicted model, not a curated record. Bases 106 to 2652 code for a protein of 848 amino acids. The transcript has 16 exons. NCBI's taxonomy places the organism in Eukaryota, Metazoa, Mollusca, Bivalvia, Venerida, Veneridae.
UGAGUAAACAUUACAAGCGGAAAACGCCGAGGACGGAGGACGAAACGAUUUUUAAAACGUUCAUAUUUUAAUCAAGAAGAGUUCGUAAAAGUCAGAAUUUGAAGUAUGUAUUUGAAAUAUUGUGGAUUGCUUUUCUGUCUUAUAAUUACUAUUGUUUACACAUCGGGUAUACCUUUGAAAGACGACGCUUCUGCGACAAAAAAUGUUGAUUUUGACGACGCUCUAGACAUUGCAAAUACUGGAGAUAUUUCUAAAAGAAGUGUAGAAGCAGAUGAUGAUGAUGACUAUGAUGUUGAAAGGCAAAAGCGAAGCGACGAUUUGAACAAAAUAGAGAAGAUGUUGAAUGAAUUGCAAUCCAAUAAAAAAGAAGAUACAGUCGAUGUUGAUGACGAUGCGGAACAUGACGAUGACAAAAGGGAAUCUCGUGGUGCAGAAUCCGAUGAUGAUGAUGAUGUUGACGAUGAUGAUGACAUGAAUAGACAAAGAGAAACCCGAGGAACAGAUGAUGAGGAUGAUGACAAAUCAGAAGUUGAGAAAGAAAAGAGAGAUACUGAUGAUGAUAAUGCCGAUGCUACAGCAGAUGAUGAUGAUGACAUUGCAAAUAGAAAUAAACGGGGAGUAGAAGAUGAUGAUGAUGACUUUGAUGCUGCUGAUGAUGACGAUGAUGAUGACAUUUAUAGUAGAAAUAAACGAGAUGUACAUGCUGAUGAUGAUGAUGACUUUGAUGCGAAGGAUGAUGAUGAUGAUGUUCAUGUAAGCAGAGUUUUGAGAGGUGCUUCUGAUGAUGAUGAUGAUGCUGAUGAUGAUGAUGACUUAGAUAAUGACAACUUUGGACCAGAAAAGAGAGAUGUAGGAGCAGAAAGUGAUGAGAAUGAUGUGAAUGAAAACAUGAAUUCAAAUGGGAAAACCCAUAGCAGGAAAAGAAGAGAUUUAAGAGAGGUGAAUGCUGAAAAUGAUGUCACUGCUAAUGCUAAAAAUAAGCAUAUCAUCUCAAAGAGAGAUAAAAAACCCGUAAAAAAACCCGCAAAACCUAAAGGAUCAAUGGGAUGUAAAUCUAGAAGAUCAUUAGCAGAUGAUUUGAAUUUGAAAGCUGAUGAUAAUGAUGAUGAUGAUGACUUGGAAAGAUUAAGAAGAGAACUUGGAGAUCUUGAUGCUGACGAAGAAGAAGAGGAUGAUGACUUUGAGGGAAGAAAUAUUAAGAGAGAUCUUGCAGCUGAUGACGAUGAGGAUUUAGAUGCUGAUGAUGAUGAUCUUGAAGUAGAAACACCAAAAGAACCAGUUACUGCAGAGAAGGCUAAGGAACAUUCCAGAAAAAGGAGAAGUCUUGCAGAAAAUUUAAAUGAAAACAUUGAUGAAGAUGCUGAUGAUGAUGAUGCUGAUGAUGAUGACGAUGAAGAUUUCACUAACAGAGAGAGAAGGGAUGUUGAUGAGGACUUUGAUGAAGAUGAAGAUGAUGAUGACGAUGUUUAUACUCGGUUUAGACAUGCAAGAGAUUUAGAUGCUGAUGAUGAUGAUGAUCUUGAUGAAGACAGUAUGGCAGGCAGGAACAGACGUAAUGACGAUGAUGAUGACGAGGAUGUUGAUAUUAAACAUAAUGAAGCUAUGAAAAAAAGAGAUGCAAAGGGUGAUUCUGAAGAGGAUGAUGAUGUAGAAGCAGACAAAACUAAUAAAGCUAAAAAAAUCAAUAAAGCUAAAAGAUCAAAUGAAAAAAAUUCUAAACAAGAUGAUGAUGAUGAUGAUGAUGAUGAUGACAAAGUAUCUCAAAAGGAUUCUGCAAAAACUCGAGCAUCUCAUUUUCAAAAAAGAUCAGAUGAAAAAAAUCCUAAACAAGAUGAUGAUGAUGAUGAUGAUGAUGAUGACAAAGUAUCUCAAAAGGAUUCUGCAAAAACUCGAGCAUCUCAUUUUCAAAAAAGAUCAGAUGAAAAAAAUCCUAAACAAGAUGAUGAUGAUGAUGAUGAUGAUGAUGAUGAUGACAAAGUAUCUCAAAAGGAUUCUGCAAAAACUCGAGCAUCUCAUUUUCAAAAAAGGUCAGAUGAAAAAAAUCCUAAACAAGAUGAUGAUGAUGAUGAUGAUGAUGAUGAUGACAAAGUAUCUCAAAAGGGUUCUGCAAAAAAACGAGCAUCUAGAUUACAAAAAAGAUCAGAUGAUGACCAUGAUGAUGAUGUCACAGAUGAACAAAAUUCAAAUCAAAAUGUAGAAGAGAAAGAUGUUAAUAAAAUACAAAAACAUUCAAGAGAUCUACACAUGAAAAAAUUGGUUGAAAAUCGACACAAGAAAAAAUUGGUUGAAAGUCCUCAUAAGUUAUCAGAAACCAGUCCAGUUAUAAGACCAAUAGGUGGAGGACCACGAGGACCAUUAGCUAUAAAAGAACAGUUGGAGCAACAAUUUGGAAAACUUUUCGCACACAAGCCAAUAGUUGAUGUAGCAUGGAAAGAGCCACUGGUUUACAGUAAUUGUUGGGUCACAGCUAUGAUGGCACAUUCACAUGAUUUCUCACCAAUGUGUCACAACGACGGUUCUUAUGCUCCAAAACAAUGCUUUUUACAAAGAUGCUGGUGUGUAAAUAAAGAUGGCACUUCACAAGAAACAGAAAGUAACAGAUUUUUUUAUAAAAUUGACGGAAUAAUGUUAAAAUGCACCCAGCAUGUUUAGGAUUUUUUUUUUCACCAAGUAUUUUAGUAAACAUUUUAUCUGAACAUUUUAUUUAAUGUAUAAUUCAUUGGAAAGAGACUGUGA